UAGCCAUCAUUUAUAAAUGUGAUCGGGUGGUGUUCAGUCCGUAAAUCGUCUACAGUACGAACAAAUUUAACGUAUCUUUAUAAAUAAAAAUAAAUAAAUAAAAAAAAACGUGCCAACAAAAUACUUUGUUUUUGUUCAGUUUUAUUAAUAUCAAAUACUUAAAGAAGUGGAAAAAAAAUCGAAUAUAUAGGGGAUGGGAUUUUUUAUGUCGUGAAAAAUUUAGCAAAUUAUUUAAAAUCUGUAAACGCCAAUAUUACUCAUAUUGUGAUUGACUUGUAUAUUAACCAAUCAGGAAUCAUUGAAAGCUUAGCUUUGGUCACCUCACCAUGACCACUAUGGCUUUCAAUAACGAACAUCCUUUUUACAAAGAGUGAAAUGAUAUAAAGUAGAAAAUAUAUUCAGCGAAAACUCUCAAUCACAGUCCUCGACAGAGCCAUCACACAAUGUGUUUGUAAUUUGUUAUGAAAACCUACAAGCCAGAAAUUUCGAGGAAAUUCGUCCAAACAGUGUAUGAGAAAUUUCAAAAUUAUAAUUUAUCCUAAUCGUUUGGAAAUAUUCAACAGUAUAGUGGUUCCAUUGAAGUCGGUCAGACGGUCGGCGAAGACUUCACGGCGUAUCGAAACGCGCAUGUUAUUAUUAUGUCGACGACGCGUUCACGGGUUAAAUUCGAUACUGAAAGAAAAAAGUAUUAUAAUAUUAUCAAGUGAAUAUUAUUUUGCUGAACAAAACAUGGCUAACUUAACACGGGCACACAGUUUUGUGUAUCAAACACAGGACCAUUUAUUGAAAAUGUUGAAGAAUGAACUAGUUUUUGAUGAAGUGGUCGAUUCGUGGGCGUUCAUGAGUACGCCAUGGUCAGUACUAUCGAUUUUGUCUGUGUAUUUGUUUUUCGUUUUAAAAGUUGGACCAAAUAUGAUGGAAAACCGGAAACCAUAUAAUAUUAAAAACGUGAUGCUUCUGUAUAACGCAAUACAAACUCUCUAUAAUGGAUGGCUUGUGAUGUGGUUCUUUACUACACCUGGAGCAGUGGCGUAUCAGAUAAACCAUAUAUGUCACCCUCUGCCUCGAAAUCUCAACCAAUUUCUUGUACAUGAAUUGAACAAAGGUUCAUGGUACUUUUUCCUAUCCAAAGUAAUUGAUUUGUUGGACACUGUGUUCUUCGUCUUGAGGAAAAAACAGUCACAAGUAUCUUUCUUGCACGUUUACCAUCAUGUAAACAUGGUAAUCACAUGCUGGGCCUAUCUGAGGUUCAUAAAAGGAGAACAACUGUUAUUAGCUGGUCUCAUAAACUCGUUUAUUCACACGGUUAUGUACAGCUACUAUUUCCUGUCGGCUUUGGGUCCCCAUAUGCAAAAAUAUUUAUGGUGGAAGAAAUAUUUAACCCGUAUGCAAAUCAUUCAAUUCAUAUCGAUCAUGGUAUUUAAUGUUGGUUUAUACGCAUUUAGCUGCACUAUUCCUAAGCUAUUUAUGAUGUACGUGCUUGCUGACCUCUCCUUGUUUUUGUAUUUGUUUUUAAUGUUCUACAGAAGAACGUAUGAAACAAAACACAAAGGAAAAGAACAUACAAACUAAAAGCUCAAUAAAAAAAAAAAAGAAGAAGAUUUAAGAAUGGUGAUAAUUGAUCGCCAGGUCUAUAUUAUUAACUUUAUAUUUUUCGAAAAAAUGUGAUCUAUUUUUUAACAUUUUUUUUUUUUUUUUUUAUUCAAUGUUAUAAAUUUGACAAUAGCUUGAUUUAUUUUAGAAUAAGUAAAACUAAUAGAACGUUUCUAGAUAUACUAAAUUAAUCAGAAUCAAACUGAAUGAAAAUUAUUCAUUGAUUGUGCACCACAUGGUAGUUGUUAUAUUAACAACAAUAAUGUCUUACAAAGAAAAUGUUUAUUUUUUCACCCAAUUACAUAAAAACAUUGUUUAUUAUUAAUUAAACAUAAUUAAAUAUUUAAUAUUCACGCGUAUAAUGUGAUCAGUUUGAUUAAGAUAUUUAAAACUAUUUUUCUCUUUCCCACUAUUAUGUUAUUAUUUUGUUAAUGUAAUAUCGAUGGAUAAUAACGAAGACCAAAACACUGUUUGCAGAAAACUUAUUUAAAUUU
This is a messenger RNA of Sipha flava (yellow sugarcane aphid), 2087 nucleotides long. Its product is annotated as elongation of very long chain fatty acids protein AAEL008004-like. The record is from RefSeq and is a predicted model, not a curated record. Gene Ontology annotation, biological process: very long-chain fatty acid biosynthetic process; fatty acid elongation, saturated fatty acid; sphingolipid biosynthetic process. The transcript has 10 exons. The coding region runs from base 511 to 1572 and encodes 353 amino acids. Gene Ontology annotation, cellular component: endoplasmic reticulum membrane. NCBI's taxonomy places the organism in Eukaryota, Metazoa, Arthropoda, Insecta, Hemiptera, Aphididae. Gene Ontology annotation, molecular function: fatty acid elongase activity.